CAAUAUUUCUAUCUCUAUAUUUUGUAUCUAUAUAUCUAUACAUUUUCACACACACACUCAACCUCCACCUAACCUCCCUCCUAGCCGUCAUGAACCGCCGCAUCCGCCACCGAUCAUCCACCACCAUCGCCGCCGAAAGCUACCUCCGCUACCUAAAACCCGGCGCUCUCGCUAAACUUCGCGACUCCAAAAUCAAACACCGAUCAUCACCUUCCGAUUCUCAGAUCCAUCUCAUUCGCAUUCUAUCUUCACCUGCCGCGGCCUCUUCAUCGCCGCCACGAUCUCCUUCCUUCGCUCAACAGGAAGUCGCCGGAGCAAUCGCCGCUCUCGACGGCGGAUCUCCGUGUUUCGCGGUUAGGUUUUACGGUCCGAGAUAUCCGCAACGGAAGAAGCUUAUGGCGGCUAGAUCUAUGUUUUUUCUAAACCCUAACUCUAGCGUUUCGGAUGUUGCUGAGCCUGUUAUUGAUCCUUUUGCUAAUGAUUUUGUAGUUGCUCAUUGAUUUGUUAUAUAUAUAGUUUAAAUUUAAUUAGGUUAGUUGCAGGUUAAUU
Molecule: messenger RNA, 549 nt
Organism: Erigeron canadensis
Lineage: Eukaryota; Viridiplantae; Streptophyta; Magnoliopsida; Asterales; Asteraceae
Exons: 1
Coding region: 90-500 (136 amino acids)
Source: RefSeq, a predicted model, not a curated record